Molecule: messenger RNA, 1848 nt
Organism: Chinchilla lanigera (long-tailed chinchilla)
Lineage: Eukaryota; Metazoa; Chordata; Mammalia; Rodentia; Chinchillidae
Gene: Snx6
Product: sorting nexin 6
Biological process (GO): intracellular protein transport
Cellular component (GO): endosome
Molecular function (GO): phosphatidylinositol binding; dynactin binding
Source: RefSeq, a predicted model, not a curated record
CUUAAAGCAAUAAAUGUAGAUCUUCAAAGUGAUGCUGCUCUGCAGGUGGACAUUUCAGAUGCUCUUAGUGAGAGGGAUAAAGUGAAAUUCACUGUCCAUACAAAGAGUUCAUUGCCCAAUUUUAAACAAAAUGAGUUUUCUGUUGUUCGACAACAUGAGGAAUUUAUCUGGCUUCAUGAUUCCUUCGUUGAAAAUGAAGACUAUGCAGGUUAUAUAAUCCCUCCAGCACCACCAAGGCCUGAUUUUGAUGCUUCAAGAGAAAAGCUACAGAAGCUUGGAGAAGGGGAAGGGUCAAUGACAAAGGAAGAAUUCACAAAGAUGAAACAGGAACUGGAAGCUGAGUACUUGGCGAUAUUCAAGAAGACAGUGGCAAUGCAUGAAGUGUUUCUGUGCCGUGUGGCAGCUCAUCCUAUUUUGAGGAAAGAUUUAAAUUUUCACGUCUUCUUGGAGUAUAAUCAAGAUUUGAGUGUUCGAGGAAAAAAUAAAAAAGAGAAACUUGAAGAUUUCUUUAAAAACAUGGUCAAAUCAGCCGAUGGAGUCAUUGUUUCAGGAGUAAAGGAUGUAGACGAUUUCUUUGAGCAUGAACGAACAUUCCUUUUAGAAUAUCAUAACCGAGUUAAGGAUGCAUCUGCUAAAUCUGAUAGGAUGACAAGAUCCCACAAAAGUGCUGCAGAUGAUUACAAUAGAAUUGGUUCUUCGUUAUAUGCUUUAGGAACUCAGGAUUCUACCGAUAUAUGCAAGUUUUUCCUCAAAGUUUCAGAACUGUUUGAUAAAACAAGAAAAAUAGAAGCCCGAGUGUCUGCCGAUGAAGACCUCAAACUUUCUGACCUUUUAAAAUAUUACUUAAGAGAAUCUCAAGCAGCUAAGGAUCUCCUUUACCGAAGAUCUCGGUCAUUAGUUGAUUAUGAAAAUGCGAAUAAAGCUCUGGAUAAAGCAAGGGCAAAAAAUAAAGACGUUCUUCAGGCUGAAACUUCCCAACAACUAUGUUGUCAGAAGUUUGAAAAAAUAUCUGAAUCUGCAAAACAAGAACUUAUAGACUUUAAGACAAGAAGAGUUGCUGCAUUCAGAAAAAAUUUAGUGGAACUUGCAGAAUUAGAGCUGAAGCAUGCCAAGGGUAACCUCCAGUUGCUGCAGAACUGCCUGGCAGUGUUGAAUGGAGACACAUAAGCCACUUCUGGUUUCUGUUAAAAAGGGCUGCCUUCCUUCAGAUCUUAUUUUUGUUUUCUUAAUGAUGUUAAGCAUUUCUGCUCACCGGAAGCAAAGCUGACAAAGUGCAUCUCCUCUCCCUCCUCUGAGAAGCAGCGGCAGCACUGCGCACAGGCAGCGCAGUCUGCCACAGGCUGUGUCUCUGGAUAGCGUCCAUCACCUGCACCCGUCCUACUCCAAAGCCCAGAGUCCAGUCUUUAAGUAGCCUUCAUAACUGGGUUUAUUUUAUAAAUAGUACUCUUUAUGGCUGCCAAUCUUAUUUACCUUCAAAUCAUUUCUGAAGUUUAACCUUUUCAAAUUACAUUGUUCAAACAAGGUAAAGAUGGCCUUUCUUGAUUUCUUUUUUUAAAUUUUGUUUUUAAAAAGUAUUGUACUGUAUACUCUUAGUUCAUUCAUGUAUCCUUGUAAAGCAUCUUAAUCGGACUUACUUUUAAUUAUAAAAGUUUUGGGCCAAACUUAUGUAAUCUUUCUAAGUAUGAUUUCUGAAGAGAAAUGCAUUAAUUAGUAUGUUUGCCUUAAACUUGUAGACUAAACCAACUAUUGUAAAAUAACCAGUGAUAAGUGAAUAGUUUUAAACUGAGGUCAUGUAUCACUCUAAAAUUUGGAGUAGCUAUAAUAAAUCUACUCCAAUACUAUGCUUUA